GUUGAGCCUCGGUGUGUGUAACUGUGAUGUGUCAAAAGUUAUUAAUCUGUGUAUAUUUUAUUGUGUUGAAUUAAAAUACUUAUUUAUGGUGACCUAACGCAAAGAGAGAAGGAAUUAUCCUUCUUUACUUAUUGUUUUGUGAAGUGUUUGGUAGUGCCGGAGUUUGUUAGUGCAAAGAGUAAGUUGGGAGAAAUCUCUAAAAUAUGGCGGAUUCAAGUUAUUAUCAGGGGGACUACAUCCGCCAUCCGGUGCUGUACGAGUUGAGUCACAAGUACGGCUUUCAAACAGAGGCGGUUCCUGAGGCGGCGCUUCCAUGUAAACUGGAGGAACUUAAGGAACAUAUUCGGCGUGAGAUUCGAAAAGAGCUUAAAAUUAAAGAGGGGGCAGAAAAAUUAAGGGAGGUUGCUACUGAUCGUAAAUCUUUAUCAGAUGUUGCACAUAUCGUUAAAAAGUCAAAUUCAAAAUUGGGGGAACUGCAUGCCGAACUGCAGGAACUAGAGAGUCAAAUUAUUUUAACACAGGGACAAAGUGCCUUACCUUCGCCUCUCACUCCACCCACAUCCAACAACGGACAUGAUGGAUACUCGUCGCCGGUGGUGGCGGCCCCGCAGAACUCCGGGUUCGCCAACGACCUCCGACUGGUCUCCUUGGAGAAACAGCUCAACAUCGAGCUUAAGGUUAAGCAAGGAGCAGAGAACAUGAUACAGAGUUUGACCAGUGGACAUACUCGGGACAAGAAGCUGCUGGCAGAGGCACAACAGAUGUUGGCUGACUCUAGGGCCAAGAUAGAGUACCUGCGCAUGAGGAUCAUGAAGGUUAAACAGAAUCGAACACAGAAGUCGCAAGAUCAUUCCUCUAAUGGUGACCUCUCCCAUAAGGAUAAGGUGGAGAGCAACUUGGAGCUCCCACUGGAGGAGAGAGUGGAAGAGCUGCGACACAGGCUGAGGAUAGAAGCUGCUGUGGUGGAAGUAACCUUCAUGGUCUUGUUACAGAUAAGGUGGAGAGCAACUUGGAGCUCCCACUGGAGGAGAGAGUGGAAGAGCUGCGACACAGGUGGAGAGCAACUUGGAGCUCCCACUGGAGGAGAGAGUGGAAGAGCUGCGACACAGGCUGAGGAUAGAAGCUGCUGUGGUGGAAGUAACCUUCAUGGUCUUGUUACAGAUAAGGUGGAGAGCAACUUGGAGCUCCCACUGGAGGAGAGAGUGGAAGAGCUGCGACACAGGCUGAGGAUAGAAGCUGCUGUGGUGGAAGUAACCUUCAUGGUCUUGUUACAGAUAAGGUGGAGAGCAACUUGGAGCUCCCACUGGAGGAGAGAGUGGAAGAGCUGCGACACAGAUAAGGUGGAGAGCAACUUGGAGCUCCCACUGGAGGAGAGAGUGGAAGAGUUGCGACACAGGCUGAGGAUAGAAGCUGCUGUGGUGGAAGUAACCUUCAUGAUCUUGUUACAGAUAAAUAAAGUGGAGAGCAACUUGGAGCUCCCACUGGAGGAGAGGGUGGAAGAGUUAAAACACAGGUUGAGGAUAGAAGCUGCUGUGGUGGAAGUAACCUUCAUGGCCUUGUUACAGAUAAGGUGGAGAGCAGCUUGGAGCUCCCACUGGAGGAGAGGGUGGAAGAAUAAAGUGGAGAGCAACUUGGAGCUCCCACUGGAGGAGAGGGUGGAAGAGUUAAAACACAGGUUGAGGAUAGAAGCUGCUGUGGUGGAAGUAACCUUCAUGGUCUUGUUACAGAUAAGGUGGAGAGCAGCUUGGAGCUCCCACUGGAGGAGAGGGUGGAAGAAUAAGGUGGAGAGCAGCUUGGAGCUCCCACUGGAGGAGAGGGUGGAAGAGUUAAAACACAGGCUGAGGAUAGAAGCUGCUGUGGUGGAAGUAACCUUCAUGGUCUCGUUACAGAUAAAGUGGAGAGCAACUUGGAGCUCCCACUGGAGGAGAGGGUGGAAGAGUGGAGAGCAGCUUGGAGCUCCCACUGGAGGAGAGAGUGGAAGAGUUGCGACACAGGCUGAGGAUAUAAGCUGCUGUGGUGGAAGUAACCUUCAUGGUCUUGUUACAGAUAAGGUGGAGAGAAACUUGGAGCUCCCACUGGAGGAGAGAGUGGAAGAGCUGCGACACAGGCUGAGGAUAGAAGCUGCUGUGGUGGAAGUAACCUUCAUGGUCUUGUUACAGAUAAGGUGGAGAGCAACUUGGAGCUCCCACUGGAGGAGAGAGUGGAAGAGUUGCGACACAGAUAAGUUGGAGAGCAACUUGGAGCUCCCACUGGAGGAGAGAGUGGAAGAGCUGCGACACAGGCUGAGGAUAGAAGCUGCUGUGGUGGAAGUAACCUUCAUGGUCUUGUUACAGAUAAGGUGGAGAGCAACUUGGAGCUCCCACUGGAGGAGAGAGUGGAAGAGCUGCGACACAGAUAAGGUGGAGAGCAACUUGGAGCUCCCACUGGAGGAGAGAGUGGAAGAGUUGCGACACAGGCUGAGGAUAGAAGCUGCUGUGGUGGAAGGAGCCAAGAAUGUCAUCAGACUGCUGCAGAGCUCUAAAGUGGCUGACAAGAAAGCCCUACAAGAGGCACAAGCGUCGCUGUCCGAAUCUUCUCGCAAGCUUGAUCUGCUGCGAUGUUCGCUGGAGCUGCGCCACAAGGAGUUGCCGCCGGACUCGGCUGCGGCGCAGCAACUCAAGGCAGAGAUACAGAGUGUCCAGGCUACCAGCCCUGGGCCUGUCACCUACACUAGUCUGCAGCCCUUCCCUCGUCAUGAUGCCGCCAAGCCUGCCUCCAGCAACCCUUCUAGCCUCAGCCGCACAGCUGCUGUCACUGGCAAGCUGGAAGUCAGGCUGAUGGGGUGCCAGGACCUGUUGGAGGAUGUGCCCGGAAGGUCCAGGAGAGAGAAGGACAACUCGUCCAGUCCAGGAGAUCUGAGGUCCUUUGUCAAAGGAGUGACAGGCCGCAGUUCCAGUAAGAGCUACAGCGUCAAGGAUGAAACUAGCAAUGAGAUCAUGGCAGUUAUCAAGUUGGACAACCAGACAGUGGCCCAGACUAGCUGGCGUCCCUGCUCACAACAGGCCUGGGACCAGAGGUUCUCCAUAGAACUAGACAAGUCGCGAGAGCUAGAGAUAGGAGUGUUCUGGAGAGACUGGCGCUCGCUGUGUGCCAUCAAGUUCCUGAGAUUGGAGGAGUUCAUAGACGACAUCCGACAUGGCAUGGCUCUGCAGCUAGAACCCCAGGGCCUUCUGUUUGCUGAGAUUAAAUUCUUGAAUCCAAUGAUCUCACGUAAACCCAAGCUGCAAAGGCAGAGAAAGAUCUUCAAGCAGCAGGUGAAGAAUUUCCCACGAGCCAAGCAGAUGAAUAUCAAUGUUGCCACAUGGGGCAGACUGCUGAAGAGGUCGUCGCCCUCCAUACAGAACUCUAGGACACACUCAGAGAGUCCACCUUCUACUGGGAGUGAGGUAGAAGACAAGCCAGAAGCCCCAGGUGAGGCCCCAGACCCGGGUGUGGCGGGGCUGAGUGGUGCCAGGCCGCUGGGUAUGGGUGUAGCAGUGCUGCCCCCGCUGCCCCCGGACAUGCCUUUCCUCCCCUCCGCUGUGGCUAAGAAGCGACCACCUACCUUGCCUACUGUACCUCCGCCACCACCGCCGCCUCCACCUAGACUUGACCAGGAGUUGCAGAGUGCGCUGAGAGAGUUUGACUUCCUUCAGGAGGAGGAGAGAGGGGGAGUGAGACCACUUCCUCACCCCCCUGCACCCCCUACCCAGCCUCCAACUCCUUCUCCGCUUAUAGAGUUCCCCCAGGAAGAGCCUGAGUAUCCUCGUCCGCCAGCUAGAGCCCUAGAGUAUAGAGACUCAGCGUACGAGUCUCGCAGACAUUCUCAGUUCUCUGGUAUGACCAUGGACAACUUCAGGCUGCUUAGUGUCUUGGGCCGUGGACACUUUGGCAAGGUGAUCCUAUCACAGUACCGCAACACCGGGGAGUAUUUCGCCAUCAAGGCACUCAAGAAGGGUGACAUAAUCGCUCGUGACGAGGUGGAGUCUCUGCUGUCAGAGAAGAGAAUAUUUGAGGUGGCAAACACUAUGAGGCAUCCCUUCUUGGUCAACUUGUUUGCCUGCUUCCAGACCGAGGGCCACGUAUGUUUUGUGAUGGAGUAUGCGGCCGGUGGUGAUCUGAUGAUGCACAUACAUGCUGACGUGUUCACGGAGCCUCGUGCUGUGUUCUAUGCAGCCUGUGUUGUCUUGGGACUGCAAUAUCUGCAUGAGAGCAAGAUCAUUUAUAGAGAUCUCAAGUUGGACAACCUGCUGCUGGACACCGAGGGGUAUGUGAAGAUCGCAGACUUUGGACUUUGUAAGGAAGGGAUGGGAUUUGGAGAUCGCACAGGCACAUUCUGUGGCACACCCGAGUUCCUGGCACCCGAGGUGCUCACAGAGACAUCCUACACCCGAGCCGUGGACUGGUGGGGUCUGGGCGUGCUGAUAUUUGAGAUGCUUGUAGGAGAGUCACCGUUCCCUGGAGAUGAUGAGGAGGAAGUAUUUGAUUCUAUAGUCAAUGAUGAGGUUCGCUACCCAAGAUUCCUGUCACUAGAGGCCAUUGCUAUAAUGAGAAGGCUGCUGCGUAAGAACCCUGAGCGAAGGCUUGGCUCCAGUGAGAGAGAUGCAGAGGAUGUCAAGAAGCAAGCGUUCUUCCGUAGCAUACCCUGGGAAGACUUGCUGCUGCGUCGAUUCAAACCUCCCUUCGUGCCAACUGUGCAUGGCGUGGAAGACGUGAGUAACUUUGAUGAAGAGUUUACGUCAGAACUGCCUCAGCUGACUCCUCCCAAGGACCCACGACCUCUCACUGACGAUGAGCAGACACUCUUCAGAGACUUCACUUACAUGGCUGACUGGUGUUGAUGUGGAAAUUGAUUGGGUGACCUGAGCUCAAUUUGAAACCCGGUUUUUGACUAUCUUUUUCACGGCAAUGAAAGUUUUAUAUUUAUGAGCUGCCUUAUACUUGAUAUAUUUACUAUUUUACUAUUAUUGGAUAAAUCACUGAUAUAUCAUAAAACCUGUUGUAGUAAAGUAGGUGCUGUUAUGUUUUGAUCAAACAAUCAAAUUUUGUUUAAUUCUGUUUACAUAUAAAUAUACCUUUGAUAUUUGUAAGUAAAUUAAAUUGUUUCAAUUCCUAUAGUUUAGUUGUAUUGUAGUUUUUUAUGGAGCAAACACAUAUCAUUGAUCUAACAUUUUAUAUCAAAUAAAAGUGGUUCAAUUGAUCCGAAACAGCUAUUAAUAACAUUUUAGAGCAUUAAGGGCAAGUUUAGUUCUACUUAUUUUUAUAAAAUUCUCCAGUAAUUUUUUAACUCAACAUUUUACAAUGCAUGUAAUUUUCUUAAAGUCAAUAGACAAGCUCAAUAUUUUCAGUUAGGUGCUGGUUUUUGGGAACCAGCCAACAAAGAAAUUGCACAUAAAUCCCCUCAACCUCAACCAAUUAAUGAGGUCUGCAUCCCAGCUAUUUGGUUAUAACAGUUUUUAUUGAUCGAUAGUCGUAAUCAAGUUGUACAUUUUCAGUUGUAAAUAUCGUGUAAAUACGGUCUAUAACACAAUACCGAGGCAGCUAGCUGAGUGAGACGUGCCUUUAUGAGGGACUGGGUGAUUUAUAAAGUUGUAUAUCAUUCUUAUAUUUGAUGUAGCUGAUCAAUUACAUCAGUUUUGUAUUGAAUAGUUUUAUAUUGAUUAUCAUCACACCCAGUGCAGUGUUGUUAACUUUCCCGUUUGUUCCCAGCAUUCUUAUUAUCCUAAAUAAAAUCAAAGGUUUAAGUGGUGGCUAGUCAUGUCUUGUGUUUAUAAGUGAGUUUGACAGGCAAACUUGAGUAUUCCGUAUAAACUCAUUGAAACCUUAUUCUAAAUCAUUGAUAAAGAAUUGGAUUUUACAUCUGAAAAAUAAUAGCAAAACUUAUUCAGUCAAUGCGAGGCAGAUUGUGAGAGAAUUUUUUCAAGAAUGUUUCUAGCCACCUCUUAUGAAACUUGAAAACACACAAGCAUACAAGUGAUAAAGCAUAUUUUAACUUUAUCAUGAGUAUUAUUUUUAUUUAUGCAUGUUUAAAAACCUUUUUCAUAUUUUACAUGGGUGUUAUUUAACAGCUAAGUUUUUCUAAUUUACAACAACAAAAAGUUUAAAUCAAGUUAAAGAGUGAUGCUUUUGAAUUUAUUUUACAACUGUGCAGAAUUUUACAACUUUAUUUCAGCUGCUUCUUAUCAGAGUGAAGUUUAUAAACAUAAGAUUGUGUAUUUUUGUUACUCAAUCAAAGAUAUUUUGCUGAUAUUCAGGCUACUAGGUGUUAAUAUAUAAAAAAUGUCUAUAUAAUUGAUAUAUUAAAGCAUUCUACUCAAACUUUUCAUCUAAGUUCUAAGAUUUUAAACACCUAAUCUAGCAAUAUACUUUGCCUUUUAGAUACAUUAAUGCUUUUCAUUAAAAUCCAAAAUGCAUUUUAUAUAUUUAUUAUUUACCCUAGGAAUUAUUGACAAUAAACACAUUGUGAAAAGUGAUACGACUGCCAUUUUUGGUAGUUGUGCUAUGAAACAUUGUGGUUUUUAUAUUCAACAGUUUGCUCAAAGAAUUGAAAUAAUUAAAAUCGAGGUUUUUAAAAUGAUCACACUUAUGAAUACCUGUACGUGAAAGUAACAAGAUUACGAAUACCACUAUAAGUAUUAUUAUGUAUUUUAAACAGUGUUUUAUAUGAAUAGAGGAGAUAUUUAAAUGGAUUUUAAAAGAUUGUAUCAAUAUAGUAUUGCUUAUUUUUAUAGAUCCUAUUUUAAUGGUUGUUUUAUUUGAAAUCAUUAAUUUGUCUCUGAACGACUGAUUGAGGCUGCUUUUUUAAGUAUUUUCACAAACGAUAAUGAUUCUAAAGCAUGUUAAUUUAUGAUAAAUCACAGAUUUAUAGCAUUUAUGUGCAUGUUAUUAGAUAUAUAAAUAUAUAUUUGGAUAUUUUAUUUUUAUUGCAACUGUUACGUUUGAGAUUUUGAAGCUUGCAGGUCUGUAUAACAAAACCUGACACUUUUUUCGGUUGUUUUUAAAGUUUUGUAAAAUGUUCAAGAACUAAUUUUAUAUUAGCUUUAGCUAGUGAUGUCUAUGCGAACGUUUUGUUUCUAUUCUCACUGCUUAUUGUGAAUAUGUAUAAAUAAAUGUAAAAAUAUUCUAACCUGGUUUUGAAAUUGCCUUAGCUAACAUUAACUAUUAAGAUGCUCAUUAUGACUAGCUUCAUAGUCAUAUAAUCAACUUUAAAUCAAUAUUUCUCUAGGUAUUUUAAGGUCUUUAAAUUUAAACCUGUUUGAGUUAACAAUUUUUAACUUUUUAUUUGUAAAACAUUGAUGACCUUUUGCUUUGUAAUUUACACUGUAUGUUAAUAUGAAUCAACUGUUGUAAUAAUAAGCAAUGUUAAAAUUAACUGUCGGCUUGUUUACCUUUCCAUAACAUAAUAAAUUAUGGUUUAACAUACAAUCGGAAAGGUGAAUGAUCAUCAAUUAUUUAUAGAUGAUUAUCAAUUGUUAUGUACUCUACUCUUUAAAAAAAAUCAUACUUUUUAAGCACAUUUUAAACUUAAGCUGGCUUAUGGACUGUUUCUAACAUGCUUAAAAUUUUGUAUUAUCUUGAAAUAUACAGUCAGUCCUUGAAUAUUAUAAUCAAACUCGUUUAAGGAGGCGUUUUGUUCUCCACAUUAAACUAAGAGCGGUUCUAUAUUUACCGUACCUUUUUUCAAUGCAUCUCACACACUGUAUUGCCUGUCAUGUAUAUACCAAAAGUUAUUUGUUAUGUCCAUGGUCCUAAAAAUGCCAGUAAAAGUGCUACUAUAUCAAACAAAUAUUGCUAGAAAGAAAUAUUAUUCUACCUUUUUUUUAUGAAAGCAUAUCAUUGUAAUUGUUAUAAAGCAAAAGGUCUCUCUAAAUAUAACGGUUUUACUCUGGAGAAAUGAGGACAAAGUAGUUCUAUAUUUUACAAUUCCACCUUAUUUUUCUACCUGCCUGUAAUGAAUAAAAUAUCUUACAUGGAUAAUAAAUGCAUCCAAAAUGUUUAUUUAUAAGUUACUUAACAAGCUCUUAUGAUUGUGUAUUACCUGUUUUUAUGAUGGUUUUUAUUUCAGUGUCCUUUAAAGCACUAAAAUCUUCCCAGACUGUAAAAUGGAUUUGAACUUGAGUGUUAGUUCCUCAUUUCUACAGAGCCCACUUCCUAUGAAUCACACAUUGCUCAUAACUACCAUAUGCCAAAUUAAUACCUAAACAGUUGUAUGUGAACUGGUGAUAUUGACUGCCAGUAGGCAAGAUCAAGUUUUGGUCUAUUUUAAUGUUAUUAUUACUGUUACAUUCACUAGAAAUA
This is a messenger RNA of Macrosteles quadrilineatus (aster leafhopper), 8316 nucleotides long. Its product is annotated as serine/threonine-protein kinase N-like. Gene Ontology annotation, molecular function: small GTPase binding; protein serine/threonine kinase activity; ATP binding. Lineage: Eukaryota; Metazoa; Arthropoda; Insecta; Hemiptera; Cicadellidae. The coding region runs from base 204 to 4859 and encodes 1551 amino acids. The record is from RefSeq and is a predicted model, not a curated record. Gene Ontology annotation, biological process: signal transduction; protein phosphorylation. The transcript has 29 exons.